GAAGCGAUGUCAAACCAGUGAAACGAAACUGGUCCUCUGGAGAAAAACUACCUCAUGAAGUUGUGAGCGAGCAGGUGUAGCUGUGACCAGCAGGGUGCCUCGGAAACAGCAUGUUUGGUAAAAAGAAGAGGGCACCGAUGCCCAAAGGGCAGGGCGCCGCUGCGGCCAAGCAGAUGGGUCUGUUUGUAGAGCUGAGCCCCGAGGAGAUGAUGAUGGGAAUGGAGGAGAAUCUGAACGACCCGGACCUGGAAGCAGAACUUGCUGCUAUUACUGGAAAUCCAUCUUCUGCUGGAGGGGGGGCCAAGCAGAAGGGGAAGAGCCCUCUGCCAAUGGACGACAUCGCAAGAAUGGCUGACGAGUGCAUGAAAGAUGUCGAUGAGGAUGAGGAGGAUGACAAUAUUGAAGAUGAUGAGGAUCUGUUGGCAGAGCUACAGGAAGUGGUGGGUGAUGAGGAAAGCGAGGAUGCGGUAACUGUUUCCUCCACGUCGUCUGCCACCCCUGAAUCUUCUCAAGCUCAGACACCGGCGUCCCCGGAGGUGCAGCAGCAGGAAGUGAAGCUGUCCUCAGCAGCCCCCGGCAGCCUCCAGCACACCCUGGAGGAGCGAGCCGCCAUGUAUAAGACGGCCCUGCAGAACGCCAAGACUGCAGGGGAGACGUCCAAAGCCAGGAGAUACGACCGCGGCCUGAAGACACUGGAGUCGAUGGUAGCAGCUGUGAAAAAAGGCAAGCCUGUAAAUGAGGCGGAGAUCCCCCCACCUGUCGCCACCGGAGCCCCCAGUGCUGCCCCUCGGCCCGCCGUCCCCCCGCGGCCUGCUCCUCCCGUGCCCUCGCCCCCUGAACCCUCUCAGCCGGAGGUCAUGCCGCCCGCUGUGCCUGAGAUCCUCACACCCUGCAGCGAAGAGGGGCCACCUCCCCCUGCUGACCUCUCUCAAAACAGCCGACCAGAAGCGAGGGAGGCGACCAGGACGAUGCUGUUGGAGAAGCAGAAGGAGUACAAGCAGGCUGCUCUGGCCGCAAAGAAGACGGGGGACAUGGAGCGAGCAAAGCUUUUCUUUAAGACCAGCAAGCGGUUCGAUGCGGUGAUCGAGGCUUUGGAGAAAGGGCAAGACGUCGACCUCAGUGGCCUUCCCCCACCUCCAGAUCAGGGGAGCGACUCGUCCUCCGGACAGAACACGCCGGUCACCUCGCCCACGGCUGCAGCUCCAGGCCCCGCAGCCCCUUCGGCCCCCAAAGACGUGCUGGAGGCCCUUGAGCAGAGGCGGGCCAAGUACGCGGAGGCGUCGGCUCAGGCCAGAGCCGCCGGGGACGACCGCAAGGCCCGCAUGCACGACCGCAUCGCCAAGCAGUACCAGGGCGCCAUCCGAGCGCACAAAGCGGGGAAAGCCGUCCAAUUCGACGAGCUGCCCGUCCCUCCCGGCUUUCCCCCCAUCCCCGGUCAGACGGCGGCGGCGGCCGAGCGGGGCUUCAUCGCCGCCCUGGAGACGGCCAGCGAGCUGGCCGCCGCCGACACGGCGGAGGGAGGCGGUGACGAAGAGGAGGAGAAAGAGGAAGAGCCCGCUGCUCCGGAAAAGCCGAAGAAGCCCCUGCUGGACGCUCCCAGCGCGGGUCCAGGCCGUAAGAGGUCUCCCUCAGCCUCGCCGGACAGAGCAGCCCAGAGGGAGCAGCUCUCACCAGCAGCGCUUCAGCAGCUGGAGCUCCUGGAGGCUCGGAAGAAGCAGUACCUGAAGGCGGCCCUGCAGGCCAAGCAGAAGAACGAUGUGGAGCAGGCCAAGGCGCUGCUGCGCACCGCCAAGGGCCUGGAGCCCCUGAUCGAGGCCGCGCGCAGCGGGAAGGCGGUGGACAUCAGCACGAUGCCGUCGCCCCCCGGAGACGAGGAGGACGACUUCAUCCUGGUCCACCACAGCGACGUGCAGCUCUCCGAGAAAGCCGAGCAGGUUUACACGCAGCUGGCAAAGAUCCUGAAGGAGCAGCACGAGAAAUGUUUGACUUAUUCCAAGCAGUUCACACAUCUGGGCAACGUCGCAGAAACAACAAAGUUUGAGAAAAUGGCAGAAAGCUGUAAGAAGAGCAUGGAGGUGCUGAAGCUGGCCCAGUCCAGAGCUCUGCCCCCACCCAAGCACCACUUUGAGGAGAGGAGCUUCCGCACCGUCAGAAUAUUUCCAGACCUGAGCAGCACCGACAUGGUCGUCAUCGUGGUGAAAGGGAUGAACCUCCCGGCCCCCAGUGGGAUCCAACCUAACGACCUGGAUGCCUACAUCAAGUUUGAGUUCCCCUACCCCAGCACGGAGCAGCCGCAGAGACACAAAACAGCCGUCAUCAAGAACACCAACUCCCCAGAGUACAACCAGAGCUUCACGCUGACCAUUAACCGGAACCACCGGGGCUUCAGGAGGGUGGUGACGUCUAAAGGCCUCAAACUGGAGCUGCUGCACAAAGGGGGUUUCCUGCGGAGCGACAAGCCGGUGGGGACGGCGCUGGUGAAGCUGGAGAAGCUGGAGUCGCAGAGCGAAAUCCGGGAGAUCGUGGAGGUGAUGGACGGCCGGAAGCCCACGGGGGGCCGCGUGGAGGUGAAGGUGCGGCUGCGGGAGCCCCUGAGCGGUCAGGACGUCCAGACCUGCUCCGAGCGCUGGCUGGUCAUCGACCCGUCACAGGGUCUCCUUUAGAUUAUUCUGCCAAAUGAAGCAUGGAUCACAAGGAAAAGGUAGCAGACCGUCUUCCCUCUGUAAGUUUUCCACGUGGAAGAAAGCCGAUGCUUUUCUGGCUGAUUCCUUCUUCCCGUUUCCAGACGCCUCAAUCAGAAACACUCAAGAGGCCGAGGAAGUUUGGGGUCCGUCCCAAACUGAAGCCGACUUUGAUCCGUUAAGACUUUUGCACAUUUGCACGACACGCGUCCACCAGGAGGAGACAUUUCACUUUGGGCCCAGUCGGGGGCCGGCGGGCUCCUGGAGGACAGCAGUGGCCUCUGCUCAUGAGGAGGGGCUCAGAGCGGAGCCCCCCCCCGGUCUGCUGCAGGCCUUAACUUUAGAUAAUAUAUCAGCCAACGUGUGGAGCUCCCUCCUGCUGUACGGCCCGACCCGCACCUAUGCACUAACACCAAAGUAAUCCCAGUGGCUGUAAGAUCCCGUUCAUCUGAAACCGCCUUUAGCUGCCAAACCCAUAAACCACCCAGAGGCCCGCCUGUACGUGCUCAGAGUUUUCACUGCUUUCAGGUAGACGUUUUACAGGCGGAAGCCGAGAAAUGAUGAUGCUGCACGCGGUGGGACCGGGGGGCGCUCCGUUCAGACUGCUGCUGAAACGGUCUCAGCAGGAACGUGCAAAGACGUGUCAAACUAUGCAUCCGUGUUUUAAAGGGCCAGUUCACCCAAAAGACAAGAAAAUAAGCUUCCCAG
This is a messenger RNA of Menidia menidia (Atlantic silverside), 3389 nucleotides long. The record is from the annotation of a GenBank genome assembly. NCBI's taxonomy places the organism in Eukaryota, Metazoa, Chordata, Actinopteri, Atheriniformes, Atherinopsidae.